UGACAGGUCUUGUCUCACAGGACAGGCCUCACCUCACAGAAGUAGUACUUACCUCUUAUUAGUCUGUGCCUCACAGCUCAGUUGUGUUCUUUCUGUUAAAAUCGUAUUCGCUUUCAGUUUUUCUUAAAGCGGAUUGCUUUUUGGUUUAAGACAAUAAUAACAUUUCUCAGCUGACGGUAAUUCAUAUGCAAGAUGACGUACAUUUGUGUGAUUUGCACACUCCGUAAGCCGCCGCUGACGCCGCUGACCACGGAGCAUAGGCAGUUACUCGAGGCUAUUGUAUCUCCAACUAUUACCAUGGCUGACCUCACAGCUUGUGAAAUCAUGCUGUGCACCGAGUGCCAGGAGAAGCUGCAGUCCAUACAACAGUUCCAGAAGAUGGCGGUCGACGGCCUCACCAUACUCAAGUCGGUGCUUUCUAAAGUGAACAAUGCAACGGUACAGGAUCACAAAAUAAAAACACUAAUACAAAUGGGAGACGGCCGGGAACUACUUGUGAAUCCAAUAUCUGUUGUGGAAACAGUUAUAACAGAACCGGAAAUGGAAGAAUCAUCCAGUUCACAAUUCUCUGUCUCUUCGGCCAGACACCCCAACCCGUUUGCACAGAAGAUGCCUAUUACAUCGGAGCCACCUCCGACACGAAACCAGCCAUAUUUAGACGUUGAUUUUAAGCCUGAACCUCAACCCGAAUAUAAGAUGACUGAAUUUGAACCAGAACUAGAGUUGAAAUCAGAAUACGUUGAAUUUGAUUCUGAAUCUGAAUUUGAUAACGCUUCCUUGAGUCGAUCUGAGCAGUGCGACUCGAAAAAAAAAAAGGAAUGUGUCACCGGAGUAAAGAACAUUCCGUUACGUACACAAAUUAGGAGCACCUUGCAAACUAUUUGCGUUUAUAAGUCCAAUGAAAAUAAAUAUAAGCCUGAGAAAUUAAAACAAGCACAAAUAGCUCCAAAACAACCUAAAGCAGCAAAAGUAGGUAUAAUAGCUAGAGCAUUCGCAGCCAAACAAGCUAAGGCAGCAUUAAAAACUAGCGCAAGCGCAGUUAAAGAAGUCAACGUAGCUUCAGAAGAAGCACAUGAUACUAUAGAAGCAAAUGUUGCUUCAGAAGAAGCACAUGCAGAAGUAAACAUAGCUUCAGAAUCUAGUGAUGAUGAAGAUAAAGAAGUUAAUUUAGCUUGUGCAACUGAAGAGGCAAACGGAGCUGAGAAAGCGAACGAUACAAAUAUUACUACUGAAGCGAACGUAUCAGCUGAAAAGGAAAAGAAAAGAGAGAGUAAGAAGCCCGAGCGCGUUCAGUGCUCCCUCUGUGAUAAACUACUGUGCCACAACCGGAGUCUUCAGCAACAUUUCUAUCUACGGCACGCUGAGAUAGAUCCGGUCAAGUGCGAGUUGUGUCGCAAACAGUUCCGCAACGCAGGUGUGCUCCACUACCACCAGUGUCCGAAUAAAAAGGCCACCCCCAAGCCUGCACCGACGCAGUACUGUCAGGAGUGUUCGCUGCACUUCCCGAACCCCGCGCAGUACAAGGCGCACCUGUUGACCCUCAAGCACACGCCCAGGGACCUCUACAAAUUCGAGUGUGAGGUGUGCAAGAAGAGAUUCCGCCACAAGCACUGGAUGCGCGACCACGUCGACUGGAUACACCGCGGGCUGAAAAAGUAUUCGUGCGACAAGUGCGACUCGUCGUUCGGUGCGUUCACGUCUCUGCGGCGCCACGUCGCGCGCGCCCACGACAAGGUGGCGGCGCCGCGCGCCACGCACGUGUGCGACCUGUGCGGGAAGACGUUCAAGGUCAAGAAGUCGCUAGAGGAGCACCUGCUGACGCACUACGGGCUCCGGCCCUUCGGAUGCGCCUCCUGUCCCGCCACCUUCUCCUACCGCGCCGCGCUCUACACGCACACGCGGCUCAAGCACAGAGGGAACAAGAAGGGAAAGAAGGAACAAGAAGAUGACGAACAAAUGGAUGACAGUGAAGCUCCUCAAUACUUGGAAUUUACAUUUGAUGACUGAUAAUAAAUGAAUUACUGUGA
Messenger RNA from Cydia strobilella, 2027 nucleotides. RefSeq names its product zinc finger Y-chromosomal protein 2-like. The record is from RefSeq and is a predicted model, not a curated record. Lineage: Eukaryota; Metazoa; Arthropoda; Insecta; Lepidoptera; Tortricidae. The coding region runs from base 193 to 2007 and encodes 604 amino acids. Gene Ontology annotation, cellular component: nucleus. Gene Ontology annotation, biological process: regulation of transcription by RNA polymerase II. Gene Ontology annotation, molecular function: zinc ion binding; RNA polymerase II transcription regulatory region sequence-specific DNA binding; DNA-binding transcription factor activity, RNA polymerase II-specific. The transcript is spliced from 11 exons.